AUGAAAACACAUAUUGAGUCUAUUUUAGAAGAAUUGCCUUUCAAACUGAGACACAAAUUGAUGCAAUUCCAGAAGGAAGGUAUUGAGUAUGCUGUCAACAAUAAUGGAAGGGUACUUCUUGCAGAUGAGAUGGGACUUGGAAAAACUAUUCAAGCUAUUUCAAUAGCUUAUUACUAUAAAGAGGACUGGCCAUUGUUAAUUAUUGUACCCUCCUCGUUACGGUAUUGUUGGAUAGAAGAAAUAGAAAAGUGGCUUCCUGACAUCCAUCCACAUGAUAUCAACCUCAUUAUGAUGGGAAAUGAUGCCAAGAAUAUAUCUACUGCUAAAAUCAGUAUAGUUACAUAUGGUUUAUUGAGCAAGUCUACAAGUCAUAUAGUAAAAGAAGCUUUAACAAAUCAGAAAUUCCAAGUUAUAAUUUGUGAUGAGUCUCAUUAUAUCAAGAAUAAUAAAACAGCUAGUAGUAAGGCUGUAGUACCAUUGGUUCAGGCUGCUGAAAGAAGAAUAUUACUGUCAGGAACUCCAGCAUUAGCUAAACCUGUAGAGUUAUUCCCUCAGUUGGAUGCCUUAUGUCCUAAGGCUUUUGGAUCCUGGUGGGAUUUUACUGCAAGAUAUUGUGAUGCUAAAUUAGAAUGGUUUGGUCGCAUGAAGCGACGAAAAGUAGAUGGAGCUAGUAAUUUAGAAGAACUACAGACCAAAUUAGUUAAAAUGGUGAUGAUAAGAAGAGAAAAGAAAGAUGUACUCACUCAGUUACCACCAAAACAGAGACAGAAAGUUUUAUUUGAACUCAAAGAUUCUGAAUUAAAAAAGGUGGGCAUAACUUUAGUAGAUCAAGGGCAGAUAACUUCUGAUGAUAAACAAGAUACAACAACAUUAGGCUUGAUAUCAAAAUUAUUACAACUCACUGGGGAAGCAAAGGUUGGUCCUGUAAAGGAUUAUAUCAACAUGUUAAUAGAAAAUGAGAAUUUAAAGUUUCUAGUAUUUGCCUAUCACCAUGUUAUGAUGAAUGGUAUACAACAGUUAUUAUAUGAGAAGAAAGUGAAGUUUAUUAGAAUUGAUGGUACCGUCCCUCCAGCUGAUAGACAAAUGUAUGUAACCCAGUUUCAAUCAGAUCCUAGUAUUAAAGUAGCUAUAUUAAGUAUCCUGGCUGCUGGUGUGGGAUUAACUCUAACAGCAGCUAAGUUGGUGGUAUUUGCAGAGAUGUAUUGGACACCCGGUGUAAUGGUACAAUGUGAAGACCGAGCACAUCGUAUUGGUCAGACUAGCUGUGUACCAGUUCAUUAUUUAGUAGCUAAAGGUACUAUGGAUGAGUGGGUAUGGUCAGCUGUUUGUAAAAAGACAGUGGUAACCUCGACAACAUUAUCAGGUAAAAAACAGGAAUUAGAGGCAGAGUCUGGUGAUAAAUAUCAGGUAGAAUUAUUAUCCAAUGCUGAGGUGAAUUAUGCUGUAGAAGAUGAAAAUUCAGAUAUGGAUUUAUCCAAUUAUUUUCAAUCACAAAGGCCGAAUGACCAGAAAUCUAUAUUAGAUUUUUUAACUCCACCUACAUCAAGAAAUAAAUCAGCAGUUGAUACAGGAAAACGUAAACGUAACAAUUCAGAAGAAAUCAAUUUGUCAAGCAGUAAAAAACCUAAAACAGUCAAUCAAGAUAUAGUUAUAUUAGACAGUGAUAGUGAGAAUGAAGAUUUCCUUGAUAGUCCAUUUAUCUCCUCUCAUUCACAUUCUAGUCCUAGUAAUAAAAGUGAUCAAAAUGGGAGCAUGAAAUUGGUUAAGGAAGCCAUGACAGCCCCACACCAGAAAAAUCACUGGAGUUGCAUGGCUUGUACAUAUUUAAACCAUCAACAAUUACCAUAUUGUGAAAUGUGUGAUACUAAAACUCCAGUAACACCAGUGGAUUCUAAUAAUAGAUCUGGAUGUAGUUCCAGAAAACCAUUAUUCAAACAAAGGAGAAGCUCAAUUGAAUACCAAACUUCUGGAGAUGGUGAAAAUAUCUCUCAAAGUGUCAACUCCCACCACUUAUCACCAGCAAUGACAGAAAGCCAGGAGAACAAGACAAGUCCUAUUGUAAAUAAUAAAGUGUUAAAUAUCAGUAUACCAGAAACUGUAUAUAAAAUAUUUCUAUAUUGUGGUAGUAGAUAUACUGGUAGAAUCUAUAUCUUUGAUGAGAAUGAAGAGGCUUUAAAUAUAAAUUUUGUACCACUGGAUAUAGAAUUAAAUAAUAUAGAUGAUUUACCUGACUUAUUGAAAUAUCGACCACAUCUUAGACUCAUACAGAAUUUUGUUAGAGAAUGGAAUUUAUUAACUGAAACGAAGAGAAGAUUGUUAAUAAAUCGAGGUGUAUUGUUUAUAAAUCCAGUAGCAGCAUAUCAACAAAUCAGUAGUAAACAAACCUCAUCUACUCAACGUCAUAAAACUAAGGAAGAUAUCAGUCAAGCAGCAGCUAAAUUAGCUACUUCUAUCAAUGGCACAGUGAGACAGAUUAGUAAAAAACCAACAGAAGAAAGCAAUAAAACAAAUGAUGACAGUUAUGGAAUAGCUCAGGUAAUAAACCCCACUUUCAGUAAAUCAGCUAUCCCAUGCAAAAGUAAACAAGCUCACUUUAAAGCUUCAGUUGUAAAUAAUGAAGGUGUACCAUUAUGUUUAAACUGUAGUCAGCCCUAUAGUAAUAGUUUAUUAACAACACAAACAAUAACAUCUAAUAAUAACGCCUGGCAAACCAGAUUCUGUUCCUUAAAUUGUGCCGAUUCCCAUUGGACUAAAACAGACAGUGGAUAUUGUCGUGAUAAAAUCUAUCAAAUAGAACAUGGUGUUUGUCAGAUCUGUCAAUUUGAUGCUCAUUCAUUUUAUAAACAAAUCAAAGAUACUGUUGAUAUGAAAGUGAGAGUCAAGUUAAUUAGUGAGAGUAAAUUUUCUAAAUUAAAAUCUAAAGUAAAAGAAGUGAUGGCUAGGAAACCAGUUGAAGGUCAGUUUUGGCAUGUAGACCAUAUUAAACCAGUAUUUGAGGGUGGUGGAAUGUGUGAUAUAGAUAAUAUGAGAACAUUGUGUGUUAUAUGUCACCAGAAAGUCACAUCACAACAAGCUUCUAAACGAGCUCAAGUUAGAAAAUUAGCUGGUGCAGCUGGUUCUGGUGAUAUUACUGCUUUCUUUCAAAAGAUUUAA
Molecule: messenger RNA, 3153 nt
Organism: Lottia gigantea (owl limpet)
Lineage: Eukaryota; Metazoa; Mollusca; Gastropoda; Lottiidae
Exons: 22
Coding region: 1-3153 (1050 amino acids)
Biological process (GO): DNA repair; replication fork processing
Cellular component (GO): nuclear replication fork
Molecular function (GO): ATP-dependent chromatin remodeler activity; nucleic acid binding; ATP binding
Source: RefSeq, a predicted model, not a curated record